Molecule: messenger RNA, 1791 nt
Organism: Syngnathus acus (greater pipefish)
Lineage: Eukaryota; Metazoa; Chordata; Actinopteri; Syngnathiformes; Syngnathidae
Gene: tacr3a
Product: tachykinin receptor 3a
Exons: 5
Coding region: 264-1490 (408 amino acids)
Biological process (GO): positive regulation of flagellated sperm motility; G protein-coupled receptor signaling pathway
Cellular component (GO): plasma membrane; sperm midpiece
Molecular function (GO): tachykinin receptor activity
Source: RefSeq, a predicted model, not a curated record
ACGGCGCGUCAAGCGUAUGCCACCGCGCUGCUCUCACAGCCUCAUUCAACAGGCAUUUACGCACACUUACACAUCCGGACCGACCACGUUUUGACAAGAAAUUAACCGGCAGACAGCAUUCAGAUGGGAGGACAAUGUUUUAUUAUGGAUGUGGUCCGGUUGCGCACUGUGGCACCUAAGUCUUUCGUUGUGCGUCUGUCUUGGUAGCUCCAUCAUCCGCUUUUUUUUCUUUCUUUUUUCUUCUUCGAAAAAGGGGGACAAGAAUGGCAGCUUCACAUAAUGGAUCGAACCUAACCUCAAACUACACAAACCAGUUUGUGCAGCCUCCAUGGCGCGUCGCCCUCUGGUCCGUCGCCUACAGCUCGGUGCUGGCCGUGGCUGUGUUUGGCAAUCUCAUCGUCAUUUGGAUCAUUUUGGCGCACAAGCGCAUGAGAACAGUGACCAACUACUUUCUGCUCAACUUGGCCUUCUCCGACGCCUCCAUGGCUGCCUUCAAUACUUUGAUCAACUUCGUCUACGCGACCCACGGGGAGUGGUACUUUGGGGAGGCUUACUGCAAAUUCCACAACUUCUUCCCUGUAACGUCGGUGUUCGCCAGCAUUUACUCGAUGACUGCAAUCGCCGUUGAUAGGUACAUGGCCAUUAUCCACCCACUGAAGCCUCGCCUGUCAGCCAAGGUCACCACUGGAGUCAUCGCCUGCAUCUGGAGUCUUGCCGUAGUUCUGGCCUUUCCCCUCUGCUACUUCUCCAAAAUUCGAGUUCUGCCUCAUAGGACCUUGUGCUAUGUCGCGUGGCCUCGCAUGGAAAACGACCCUGUCAUGUACCACAUCAUAGUGACUCUGCUGGUCUAUGUGUUGCCUUUGGUGGUAAUGGGCAUUACCUACUCUAUUGUGGGAGUCACUCUGUGGGGAGGGGAGAUUCCCGGAGAUUCAUCCGACAACUACCAUGGACAACUGCGAGCUAAAAGAAAGGUGGUGAAGAUGAUGAUCAUCGUCUUGGUGACCUUUGCCCUCUGCUGGCUGCCUUAUCAUAUCUAUUUCAUUGUAACGGGUCUCAACAAGCAUUUGAUCAAGUGGAAGUCCAUCCAGCAAGUUUAUCUGUCCGUGCUGUGGCUGGCCAUGAGCUCCACUAUGUACAAUCCCAUUAUAUACUGCUGCCUGAACAGCAGGUUUCGUGCUGGCUUCAAGCGGGCCUUUCGCUGGUGCCCUUUCAUCAAGGUGUCCAGCUGCGAUGAGUUGGAACUUCGCUCGACCCGGCAACACCCGAUGCGGCAGAGCAGCAUGUACACGCUCUCCAGAAUGGACACCAGCAUGGUUGUGGUUUACGACCAUGCCGAUGGUGAUGGCUGCGGCUCCGGAAGGAAGUGGUCCCUGUCCUCCAGGAAGAGAAGCUACGUCACGUCUCGCCACACGCCUGCCACUUCCAGCACUGGAAGCGUGAAAACACAAAAUGGUGGGAUCCCGACUCCUCAAGCUGAGCAAUUUUCUUGAGUGUGAAUUUAAUUUCUUGAGAAUACAAUGCACUUAUAUUCUUUUUUAUUCAAGUGUAUUAUACAGCCCCCAAAAUUGCCCUUCAAAAAUUGCACUCCCCUGAUUUGAUGGUAUUUAUGCUCCAAAAAUUAUUUUAUUUGGAUUGGAAUUUCUUGUUUUCUGUUUUUGGUGUGCAUAAAGAGAAGUUAACUUACCUUGCUAACACUGUUGGCUUGCAACGCUCGAAGGUUCCUUCGUGGUGCCACCAUUUAGUGGAAGGAAAAGUACACCUUUUUUUCCACGGUCCCUAGGUAGUGGUAAA